UAACAUAUACCAAAAACAUGGGUGGUGGUGUUACUAUCAUGAUGGUGGCCAUGAUGAUGGUGCUAGCCAUAUCCGGGUUGAACGCGUCCAAGCACAGAGCAGGACCAAGUGCUGCUCAAUGCCAUAAUGAGAAACAGUUAGCGGUGAAUGCCUGCUCUUCGGUGUUGCAAGGAGGGCGUCCAAGCGCACAGUGUUGCCGUCGGGUAAGGGUUACCCAUGCGAAGUGCAUAUGUCCGGAUGUCACACCCGAGUUAGUUAGAGCGGUCGGAGGCAUCGCUCGAGCCGUUAGGCUCAUAACAAGCUGUGGUAGAAAAGUUCCUCAUCAUUUCAAAUGUGGAAGUGUGACUACUCCAUAAUGGUUGAUUGUCGGCUAAACCGUUUAUAUAUGUAUUCCUUUAGGUUAAAAACAAUGGUGUAAUAUUACUUUCUGUUUAGUCUUUGUUGAAAAUAUUAAUCCAAAUUAUGGUGUAUUAUUA
Messenger RNA from Helianthus annuus (common sunflower), 476 nucleotides. RefSeq lists its product as uncharacterized. Lineage: Eukaryota; Viridiplantae; Streptophyta; Magnoliopsida; Asterales; Asteraceae. The transcript is spliced from 2 exons. The record is from RefSeq and is a predicted model, not a curated record. Bases 18 to 356 code for a protein of 112 amino acids.